CACUUCACUGAAACUUGUUUAAGCAAUUAUCAGUAAGUUAAGCUUAAUUAUGGCUUCAUAACUAGGCUGACAGGUGCGCAAUCACAUCUGAAUAAAACUAAAUAACUAAAUAUUCUUUCCUAGGCCACAAAGAGUUUAUCAGUAAGAGCCACAGAUUGAUUGAUUCAUAUUAGUUUUUAGCACUUAGUGGGUCCAAUGCAUUAUGAAACUUAUCUACAAAAGCUGGAAUGAGAGUUCAGAUUUUGAAGAACACUCAUCUGAGAGUGCUUUUGCAAGUUACUGAACCCUGUCUUGAAUUCUGGAUUGGGUCCAAGAAUUUGCAGAGGUGACUGAGUGAAUUUUGAAAAAAAAAUGAAACUUUGGUAUGUUUUAUUUGUUGUACUGGUGAUAUGCUACUAUGGUUUUGCAGAAAGAAAUAUGCCGAAGAAGACAUACAUAGUUCACAUGGACAAGUCCUCCAUGCCCUUGAGUUACGACGAUCAUCUUCAGUGGUAUGAUUCAUCCAUUAAAUCAGUAUCAGACUCCGCUAACAUGAUUUACACGUACAACAAUGUCAUUCAUGGUUAUUCUACAAGGCUGACCACUUCAGAAGCAGAGUCACUUGAAGGGCAGCCUGGAAUUUUACUAGUCCAAGAAGAAAGGAUAUAUCAACUUCACACUACUCGGACACCAGAGUUUUUAGGACUUGAUGAAAGCGCAGCAGUCAGACUUGAAGCAGGGGCAGUGAGUGAAGUCAUUGUGGGAGUGCUGGACACAGGUGUGUGGCCUGAGAGUAAAAGUUUCGAUGACACUGGGCUUGGUCCAGUCCCCAGUAAUUGGAAGGGGACGUGCGAGGUGAGCAAGAGCUUUGCUGCAUCAAGCUGUAACAAAAAACUCAUUGGCGCCAGAUUCUUUUCACAAGGGUAUGAAGCUGCUUAUGGACCAAUUGAUGAAACACUGGAAUCAAAGUCGCCUAGAGACGAUGAUGGCCAUGGAACACACACUUCCACUACAGCAGCAGGUUCAGCUGUAACAGGAGCUAGCCUCUUUAAUUAUGCAAUGGGCACAGCACGCGGAAUGGCAGAACAUGCCAGAGUGGCCGCAUACAAGGUCUGCUGGCUUGGUGGCUGUUUUGGCAGUGACAUACUAGCUGGUAUGGAGAUGGCUGUGUCAGAUGGUGUACAUGUCCUUUCACUGUCACUAGGUGGUUCAGUUUCUGACUACUUUCGAGACACGGUAGCAGUUGGUGCAUUUUCAGCUAUGUCACACGGGAUCUUUGUAUCAUGCUCAGCUGGGAACAGCGGGCCAACUCCUGAGAGCUUGUCUAAUGUGGCGCCAUGGAUAGCUACAAUUGGUGCAGGAACUCUGGAUCGCGAUUUCCCAGCCCACACUAUCCUUGGGAAUGGGAAGAACUUUUCAGGCGUAUCACUAUAUAGUGGGAAACCAUUAUCUACUUCAUUAGUUCCACUGGUGUACUCUGCUAAAGCCAGUAACUCGACGAGUGGCAUUUUAUGUAUGACUGACAGUCUAGAUCCUGAAAAAGUUGCCGGGAAGAUUGUUGUAUGUGACCGAGGGGGGAAUUCCAGGGUACAAAAGGGCAUCGUAGUAAGAGAUGCAGGUGGUAUAGGGAUGAUUUUGGCAAAUACUGACUCUUUUGGGGAGGAGCUGGUGGCUGAUGCUCAUCUCAUUCCUUCAGCAGCUGUGGGACAGACGGCUGGUGAUGCAAUAAAGAAGUACGUGUCUUCGGAUCCAAAGCCAGUGGCCACAAUCGGAUUUUCUGGCACUCAUUUAGGGAUCCAACCAUCACCAGUUGUGGCAGCAUUUAGUUCAAGAGGUCCAAAUCCGGUCACACCAGAAAUACUAAAACCAGAUUUCAUAACACCAGGUGUAAAUAUUAUAGCUGGUUGGACUGGUAAAGUUGGACCAAGUGGGUUGAAAUCUGACACCAGGCAUGUGGACUUCAAUAUAAUAUCGGGCACAUCAAUGUCAUGCCCACACGCAAGUGGAUUAGCAGCACUAGUGAAGUCGGCACAUCCUGAAUGGAGCCCUGCAGCUAUAAAAUCAGCGCUUAUGACAACAGCCUACAACGCAUACAAAAAUGGAGAACCCUUAGAAGAUAUUGCAACUGGAAUGGCAUCAACACCGUUUGAUUAUGGGGCAGGACAUGUCGCCCCUACAGCAGCCCUUGACCCGGGACUUGUCUAUGAUGCAGAUGUUCAGGACUACCUAGAGUUCCUUUGUGCCUUAAACUACAGUUCAAAUCUCAUCAGGGUUGUCACAAAACAAGCUUUCACAUGUGACAGCGGUAAGCAAUACAAAGUGGGAGAUCUUAAUUACCCCUCUUUCGCUGUUCCUUUUGAGACAACCUCAGGAAAAGGGGGUGGCAGCAGUGAACCUGCAGUAAUCAAGUACACCAGGACUCUGACUAAUGUGGGUACUCCAGCAACAUACAAGGUUUCAGUGUCCUCUGAAACACGUUCCGUGAAGAUAGCAGUUGAACCAGAACUACUAGAUUUUAGCAGAACAAAUGAAAAGAAGAAUUACACAGUGACAUUCACAGCAACUUCCAUGCCCUCUGGCACAGUCAGCUUUGCACGCAUAGAAUGGUCAGGUGGUAAAUACGUUGUCAGUAGUCCAGUUGCUUUUAGCUGGACAUGAUCGAAGCAAUGCUGAAUAACACAGACCAACCAUUGUAAAUUAUCUGAUAGGUCCAAAGGGUUCGCCUCAUCAAACCAUUCAUUACUGUACAGCAUAUCAUUCUACAGCACUAUGCAACCAAGAAGGAGAUCUGACUGAAGAUUUACCAGCAUAUCACGCAAAGGAGGGAAGGAGAUUCAUUCUUGAUACUUAUACUCAAGGAUUCAUGUGUGUAUAUUUCUAUAGCUCGCUAAAACUGCUCAGACAAGCGACAAAUGGCAUAUCAUGGCCAGCUGUUGCACAACUGAUUUCAAUAAAUAUAGCACUACACUUCUACUUUUUA
This is a messenger RNA of Daucus carota subsp. sativus, 2959 nucleotides long. Its product is annotated as subtilisin-like protease SBT1.7. The transcript has a single exon. Gene Ontology annotation, molecular function: serine-type endopeptidase activity. NCBI's taxonomy places the organism in Eukaryota, Viridiplantae, Streptophyta, Magnoliopsida, Apiales, Apiaceae. Gene Ontology annotation, biological process: proteolysis. The record is from RefSeq and is a predicted model, not a curated record. The coding region runs from base 352 to 2637 and encodes 761 amino acids.